Salmo salar (Atlantic salmon) is the source of this 1846-nucleotide messenger RNA. It is a transcript of the gene katnbl1, whose product is annotated as katanin p80 subunit B-like 1. Lineage: Eukaryota; Metazoa; Chordata; Actinopteri; Salmoniformes; Salmonidae. The record is from RefSeq and is a predicted model, not a curated record. Gene Ontology annotation, cellular component: nucleolus. Gene Ontology annotation, molecular function: microtubule binding.
GUCACUCUUUUCCUUGCAAUAUCAAUCCCACGAUCCUUGCAGAGUAAUACAGACGCUGUAGUCAUUUGAACGGUUCUGAACGGGAAUUCAACUUGAAAAGCAGCUAGCUAAACAUUUAUUCCAAGUGUAUACUCUACAGUUGUCUUCUUACUGCUUCUACGUGGACAUAGCUAGCUACAUUUCUGAGGAGAGUCAAGACAAUUCGCAACAUGUGACGUGACUUACUAUGGCCUCUGGAAGUCAUUAUGGGCAAGGCAGAGAAUUCCGCCAGCUCAACCAGGGCAAACCUCAUGGAUUUCUCCAUCACGUCAGCAACCACUCUGCAGCGGACAAGAACAUGAAGGAGGUGGAUUUUUUAAAUAAGGAAGAACUAGAUAAAGAUCGAUUUCCAGUGAGUCGUUGUGCACGCAUCAAAGCCAAACGAGUGUCUGUGUGCAACAAGAGGAAGUUGUCGUCGCGUCACAGUGUGUUGGUGAGCUCAGGUGUACGCCUCAGAGUGCCCCCCGCAGGUCGGGCUGUCUGUGACAUGGCCAACAAGGAGAAUGAACUGACCUGCCCAGAGAAAGUGCAGGCCAUACACUACAAUGACAACUGCAUGUUCCCUGUGAACUCUGCUGCAGAGGCUGGUUCCAAGAUGGCAGGGCCGGGAAACAAGUACAGUGAUUACUUCACUGAGCUAUCGAAGGACCAUGAUGCAAUGACACGUGUGCUUUUUGGCAGAAAUCUCAGAUUAAAUGUAGCUCUGACACUAUGGCGAAGAAACGCCAGCGAACUAGUGGCAUACUUGAUCAGAAUUGAAGACACAGGCGUUCUUCUUGACUGCCUACCAGUUAUAACGAAAAGCCUUCAAGACGAAACUCCGUGCAUAUCACUGGGCUGCUGUGUAGACCUCCUGCCACAAGUCAAAUCAAUCCUCACCAGUGAAUAUGAAGAACACUUGAUUGUGGUUUUACACUGGGUUCAGUCUGUCGUUAAGAAAUGGUGGCCAGAACUCUCCACAAACGGCAAGAGCCUGCUGGACAGCUGCUCAGAGGACAGGAACCUCCAAGUCAUGAAGCAGCAGCUGAAGGAGUUCUGGGUGGAGGGGCCCCAGUUAAGUUUAGUUCCAGGAACUACAGGAGAGAUGGCAAAGGCCAUUGAGUCUUACUUAUCACAACUCCAUUGACCAAUCAAUCAAUGUAGCACUGAGGAAGCGACCACUACUGCCGGAUAUAGCUGUUUGAACAUUACCUGGAGACUAAAGACAAGACCAUGGUCCACACAUACAGGAACCCUGUUCUAUUCUAAGUGGAUUGAUGAACUGAGCGAUUCAGACUGAGCAACUCCCACAGUCAAUCACAACUAGAGAGACACUUACAAUGGAGGAAGGAACCUUUUUCUUUCUGGGGAAAAAAAAACAGGAAUGACUGCUUCACAUUGAAGUGGAUUGGUGUCUUGCGAAGGGACAAUACUUCAAUCGACCUCCCUGAGACUGGGUCGAAAAGGCACCCUAUUUCCUCUAUAGUGCACUACCUUUGAACGGAAUAGGACGCCAUUUUGGAUGCACACUGAGAGUGGGUCUGGGCUGCUCUGUGAAGUGCCAAGCUCUGUUGCACCACCACAGCACUCUUCACCAUGGUGUGCAAACCUGCACGAAUCAUGGAUAUAACAUAAUGAAUUCCCCUUCCUGGUUUCAGUUCUUAUUUCUUCCCUCAUGUCCCGAAUCAAGAACUGUAAACUACUGCAGUCUUAAGUUAUGAGAGCUUUUCCUGUCGUAGCUUUUUUUCUUGUUCAUGAAUGUUUGACUGUAAAAGUGUAAAUACAGUGAUUAUUUUAAUAAUCUUUCAAAUAAAUUAGCAAAAAUCUG